AUGCAAGAUUCCACCAGGAUGCAAGUGGUGCGGCCGAGUCCUAAGCUUAAAGCGCCAAGGCAGGAAGACGAGGAUAUGGAUAGGGAUAUAGAUCUGGAUAGGGAGGAGCCAGUACGUCUCACUCCGUGGAUGAGUAGCCCCUUGGUGGCCAGUCAGGAGGUCUAUCAGAGAGUGGAAACAAGAACACUUAGCCUCACGCCUCACUGCGUGUCAGCAGCACCUAGCCUCACGCCUCACUGCGUGUCAGCAGCACCUAGCCUCACACCUCACUGCGUGUCAGCAUCACCUAGCCUCACGCCUCACUGCGUGCUCGCAUCACCUAGCCUUACGCCUCACUGCGUGUCACCAUCACCUAGCCUCACGCCUCACUGCGUGUCAGCAUCACCUAGCCUCACGCCUCACAGCGUGUCACCAUCACCUAGCCUCACGCCUCACUGCGUGUCACCAUCACCUAGCCUCACGCCUCACUGCGUGUCACCAUCACCUNGUGAAGUUUCAGAGGAGAUGUAA
This is a messenger RNA of Hyalella azteca, 510 nucleotides long. RefSeq names its product proline-rich receptor-like protein kinase PERK2. The record is from RefSeq and is a predicted model, not a curated record. The transcript is spliced from 2 exons. Bases 1 to 510 code for a protein of 169 amino acids. Lineage: Eukaryota; Metazoa; Arthropoda; Malacostraca; Amphipoda; Hyalellidae.